Molecule: messenger RNA, 2254 nt
Organism: Perca flavescens (yellow perch)
Lineage: Eukaryota; Metazoa; Chordata; Actinopteri; Perciformes; Percidae
Gene: tbcc
Product: tubulin folding cofactor C
Exons: 2
Coding region: 196-1239 (347 amino acids)
Biological process (GO): tubulin complex assembly; post-chaperonin tubulin folding pathway
Cellular component (GO): cytoplasm
Molecular function (GO): tubulin binding
Source: RefSeq, a predicted model, not a curated record
AAUCAUAGGUUGCGUUGUACUGUGUUGAAGUCCUGGAGAAACGUAGGCUGUGUUCCUGGGUGAUUCACUGCCAUGACAUGUCCGAUACAAUAGGUGGCAGUAAGCACCUUUUAACUUUGGCCUACAACAGUCACGAAGAAGAAAGUGUGUGACGUUAUCACUUCCGCAACAACGAACUGACAGUGCAACAACAACAUGGACGUGGUGGCUGAAGUUAGCCAGGAAACUGGCUUUGCCGGCGAAAGCGGCGCAGACAAGUUACAAGAGCGACUACAGAAGAGGCACCAGGCGAGGGUGGAGGAUGCUGAGCGGAGGAAGGAAGCGAAAGAGAGCCAGUCCGUCGCGGAGGAAAAGGGCGAGUACUUCUACACCACUUUCAACAAAGAGCGGGCGUCCAUCGAGGAGCUGCUGUCCAGUUGCUCCGGAGCUGACCGGGCUGCGGUGACUCGAACACUGGAGGAGGCGACGGCCAAAACGGUCCAGCUGCAGAAGUUUCUUAAUGACAGCAUGUUGUUUCUGAAGCAGUACGACCUGAGACAAGCCCAGGCCGCUCUCCAGAAACUCCAAACCUCCCUCACUGAGAUCCGAGAGGAGGCCCUGCCCAAGAAGAAGUUUGGCUUUCGAGCUCGCACUAAAGCAACAGAUCCAGUCUCUGCACCAGUGUCAGCCACACCUUUACCUGAUGCCGGCACACCUGCAGAUUCUGGUAGCACUAAGGUGGAUGGAGCUGCAGCGCCCGAGCAGUGCAGCUUCUCCAACAUGGACAAUGUGAGUCUGACAAAGACAGCUGAGGAGAUACAGAAACGAGACGUGCUGUUGACUCACCUGACUAACUGCAAGGUCCGUCUGUUUGGUGCCCCCAGCACGCUGCACCUGAAACACAUCGAUAGCUGUGAGAUCCUGUGUGGGCCUGUGUCUAGUUCAGUGUUCAUUGAUCACUGUACAAACAGUACUCUGGCUGUCCCCUGUCAGCAGCUGCGGACUCACAACACCACGGACACACAGGUGUAUCUGCACGUCACCAGCCGAGCCAUCAUAGAGGACUGUCGUGGAGUGAGCUUCGCCCCGUUCUCCUGGUCUUAUCCCACCCUAGAGGAGGACUUUACUGUGGCUGGCUUAGACCAGGACAGAAACAACUGGAACCAGGUGGAUGACUUCAACUGGCUCGCUGCAGGAACACCUUCCCCUAACUGGACUGUCAUUCCAGAAGUAGACCGGAAAACCAACUGGGACCCCUAGAAUUAAACAUUUUAAAACCUUUUUAUCUGCCAAAGUAACAUGUCAGUCAAACCAUCAAAUGAAAUGUUUUCAACCCAAAUACACAAAUAUUAUUUUGUCCAGGUUAUUUCACAAAGCUCAGUGGUUUUAAUUAAGUUUUUUUUAGGUUUUUUUUGUUAAGUCCGUGACUGUGUUUAUUUUUUUCUGUUGUUGUUGGUAGAUGUCAUCCACUGAUUGCGUUGCCCUGAUACAUAGAGCUGGAGAAAAGGGUAGUAUGGAUGACAAGCUUAAAACUGCACUGAGAUAAAAAAAAAAAAAAUUAAUAAAAUCCACCAAAUCACAGUGGGACCUUUGGUACAGAAGAACAUCACAUCUCAGCUGAUUUGUUGCAUCCACUCUUUUGCCCAAGUUAAACUGGUUUGGAGAUUUGCAGGCUUAUAUUCUUCUGCUCACGCUUAGCGCACAAUUGACACUAAACAGAAAAAUGCAGAACUCUUAAAAAUAGCAGUUAAAGACAAUUUCACACGUGGCCGGGUUGGUCAGUUGGUAGAGCAGGCACACAUAUAUUUAGAUGUUAAUGCCUCGACGUAGAGGUCCAGGGUUCGACUCUGACCUGUUUUCCUGCAUGUCUUCCCCCUCUCUCUCACCUGUCCAAAAAAAAAAUCUUAAUCUUAAAAAAAAACAUCACACUGGGAAGGAAGUAUUAAGAAAUUGGUAGAUGUUUGCAGUUUUUGUUUGUAGUUAUCUCUGUAUAAUGCAAACAUAAACUUCAUAAAUGUAGGAUUUAUUGCAGGAAUGUUGGAUUAGACUGCAUGGCUAGGUGUACCUAACAAACUGGCACUGAGUGUAGUUAGCAUAUAGCUGCAACUAACUAACAAUGUUGUAUUAAUCUGCUGACCCCUGACCCUCAAUUGCACUUGAAUGCUUUAGUGGUGGUCUGAUCUUACAGAACACAACUCAGUCUAAUCUGUUCUUUGUAAUAAAAUGUACUGGAAUGGAAAUGAGACACAAAUAAAAGGCUUCCUGCUCAACAACA